Messenger RNA from Tinamus guttatus (white-throated tinamou), 340 nucleotides. Lineage: Eukaryota; Metazoa; Chordata; Aves; Tinamiformes; Tinamidae. The record is from RefSeq and is a predicted model, not a curated record.
CGGGAUGAGGACCACCAAGUGCCAGCUGCUGGCCACCAGCCUCUGCGCCAUGCUGCUGGGGCUGUCGAUUGCCGCACUGAGCACAGUCACUCGCUUCGGGCUCCACUUCACCCUCAUCAGCAACGUUGCUUUUGAGAGCAACUCCUACAAAGUUAUCCACAACACAGCUUUCUGCGUUGGGAUGUGUCUCGGCAUGAUGCUGAUCCUGGCUGCCCUGCUGAGCUCCGUGGCCACGGUGCGGGAAUCGGAGCGUCUCACCGCCAUGGGAUUUUUCUGUUUUGCUCUUGCAUUCUGCGGAUUGAUACCAGCUGCCUUUUGGAGAUACACUCACAGGACAGAG